AUGUCUAUUUCAAGUAUAAAAGACCAUCUUGUCCCAAGGCACCCCACAGUCAUCAACAAAGCCAGUCCCGAAUACAAAUCCAACAUAGAAGAAUGGACAAAACUUUUGGACCAACUUAAAGAGCGCCUAAAGGAAGCCACAAGUGAAGGCAAAGAAAAAAGCAUUGCUCUCCACAAAAAACGCGGUCAACUCUCAGCCCGUGAGCGGAUCGAACUAUUGUUAGAUGAAGAUUCUCCUUUUCUCGAAAUAUGUCCUUUAGCUGGGUACGAGCAAGAGCACUGCACUCUAGGUGGAUCUGUUGUUUCUGGUAUUGGGCUCGUUAGUGGUGUCUUGUGUGCCAUAAAUGCCAAUGUGCCUACCAUGGCAGGAGGUGCAAUGAAUGAGACAACAGUUUUAAAAGUCGGUCGGUUUCAACAGAUUGCCAGAGAGAACCGAUUGCCAGUAAUCGUCCUGACACAGAGUGCAGGGGCAAACCUUCAGCAGCAAUUUAAAGUUUUUCACAGGGGUGGCGGUGGGUUUCGUAAUCAGGCACUUGCGUCUAAACUUGGGAUUCCAUCGUGUUGCGUGGUAUUUGGAAGUUCCACAGCCGGUGGGGCUUACACACCCGGAUUGAGCGACUAUGUGAUUAUGAUCAAAAAACAAGCUCAAGUUUUUUUGGGCGGGCCACCGUUGGUACAAAUGGCUACUGGAGAGAUUGCAGAUGCAGAAAGUCUUGGUGGUGCAGACAUGCAUUCCAGAAUUUCGGGUGUAAGUGACCAGCUUGCUAUUGAUGAACACGAUGGCAUACGCAAGGCACGAGAAUGGAUUUCGAAUAUAAACUGGGAACGCCAAGGAAAAUUACCUGAACGUCACCUUCUAGGACAGUAUGAAGAACCAUUCUAUGAUCCUAACGAAAUCCUGGGCAUCGUGUCUUCUAAUAUCCGGAUCCCAUAUGAUGCAACCGAGGUAAUUAUUCGUAUUGUAGAUGGUUCCCGGUUCACAGUCUUCAAACCCAAUUAUGGAGUAAAUCUAGUUUGCGGCUGGGGAUUUAUUCAAGGCAUCCCGGUCGGUAUUCUAGCAAACAACAACGUUAUCUUUACUCAGGAGGCCAAUAAGGCGACUCAAUUUAUUCAGCUUUGUAAUAUCAAAAAUACGCCAGUGCUGUAUUUUCAAAACAUCACAGGCUUUAUGGUCGGAAAGCGUUACGAGGAAGAAGGGAUUGUCAAGGCCGGAUCUCGGUUUAUUAACGCUGUGUCCAACUCAAAAGUUCCGGCGAUCACGAUCAUGAUGGGUGCCAGUUACGGUGCUGGAAACUAUGCAAUGAGUGGACGAGCUUACGAGCCCAGGUUCUUAUUUUCAUGGCCAAACUCAAGGUGUUCUGUUAUGGGACCCGAGCAAUUGACUGGUGUUAUGGAUCUAGUGAUGCGCCAGGGUGCUAAACGCGCGGGAAUCGAAAUAGACGAAGAACUUGCCAGUCAAAGGAAAGCAAUGUUUCAGAUGUCUGUAGAAGCAGAGUCCGAUGUUUAUUAUACAUCAUCUCGGCUACUGGACGAUGGAAUUAUUGAUCCCAGAGACACUAGGAUGGUAAUUGGGUUCUGCCUGGAGGUUGUGUAUAAUAUAAAAGUGGAAGGAGGAAACAUCUAUGGUAUCAGUCGUAUGUAAAGCAUACCAUUCAAGUAAAGUAUAAUGUAUCUAUAUCUAUACAUAUAAAUAUAAAUGUCACAAGAAUUCCCUUUUUAGCACGGUUAUCAUUGUUCUCAAGGAAGUACACAAAUUGACAGCAAGUGCGUACAAAUACAGACCUGAUAAAAUUGGAAUAACCAAAAUAAUAAUAGUAAUAAUAAUCUGUUGGUUAAUUAAAUAGCAAACGAAAGGGACAAUUGGUCUACAAAGCCAUAUUUACCCAAUG
Molecule: messenger RNA, 1888 nt
Organism: Phycomyces blakesleeanus NRRL 1555(-)
Lineage: Eukaryota; Fungi; Mucoromycota; Mucoromycetes; Mucorales; Phycomycetaceae
Exons: 12
Coding region: 1-1641 (546 amino acids)
Molecular function (GO): ligase activity
Source: RefSeq, a predicted model, not a curated record